CAGGCUCCAGUCAGACAGGGGAGUCUCCGGCACCAGCAACUAUGAGACCACACCAACCCUGCACCAGCAGCAGCCCUCUUCAGUUGCUUGCUUUUGCUAUUACAGCAAUGACUUUCACUUCUGCAACAAGCCAACAUAUAUCAGAGAUUACAUGCAUUUUAAUCAACCAGCAGAAUAAAGAUUCAAGAACACAGGAGGUGUUUCUGGAGAUGCCUAGUAUUUCGGAAGAUCUUGGUUGUGAUUUGAGUUCUCAAAGCACAGAAAAUGUCUAUGAAUCAGCAAAAAAUGUGGAAGUUGACCUGUUUGGAGACAUUGAAUUAAAAGUGAUAAUGAAUAUUUCAGAGACCAUUUCAUGCCUUUGGGUCUUCAAAGAGAACCAAGCUGACUGCACACCCUCACUGGACUCAGAAAACCGAUAUGUUAUUUCGCUGGUCUUUUCAAAAAUACAAGAAAAUCAAGCUGGAAAAUACACCCUUGCAGUUCAAGGUGAAAACAGUAUCUACACGAUAAUAUUUACAGUUCUCGUAAGAAGUAAACCAAGGAAGCCUUAUUUUGUAAAAAGUGAAAAUUUGACCAUUAUAAACUGCAUGUCUGAAAGCUACCCUCCACCACUUAUUGAAUGGUUAUUUUGCAGAACACCUGAUGACAGUUGCACCAAUUCAAAUCUUAAAGACCAUAAAAGAAAUGGGGAAGUAUAUGGAGUACAGAAGGUACAACACGGAUUUUCACCAAAUACGUUAUUUCAAACAGACAUACAGUGCUGCGCAACUAAUGAGCUGGGCAGAGAAUGCACUAAACUAUAUACAAUAGAUCUAAAUGAAAAUCUUGGAGCAUCUUUACCAGAAUUACUUCUUAAAGUUGGGGAACCAUUAUUAAUAAGAUGUAGAGCAGUUUAUGAAAGCUAUGCAUUCAAAUUGAAAUGGUAUUUUGAAAACAGAGAAUUAAAGAAGGCACGCUGGUUUGAAGAAUCAACCUAUCGAAAAGACUUGUCUAUGGUUCGGAUUCUCUAUGCAUUUGCCUCAUCGAUGGGACGAAGUGAUAGUGGACAUUAUACCUGUUCUUCUACAGAACAUCCAAAUAAAACAGCUUUGGUUACAGUCUUAGAAGAGGGAUUUAUAAAAGUAACUGACUCGAGAGAAGAUUUUGAGAUUGACCUGUUGGAAAAGUUUUGUUUUGAAAUCAAACUUAAAGUAUACCCACCAAUCAGAUGUAUAUGGAUUUCUUCCCAACAAUCGUUUCCUUGUGAGCAAAAUUACAGUGCAGAUGGAUACAGCAUUUCAUCAAGGUUCUGUGAUCAUAAAUAUCAAUCAGGGGAAUACGUAUUCUAUGCAGAAAAUGAUGAUACGUAUGUGAAUAAAACAAUGACGUUGCAUGUAAAACGAAAACCUGAAGUAAUCAUACAGUCAACAUCAAAACAGAUUACUUGCUUCUCUGAUAGUUACCCUGCACCAUUUUGGACUUGGAGGAAAUGUCUGGGACCUGAUUUUUCUAAUUGUACAGAAGAAAUCACAGAAGGAAUUUGGAGAGGAACACCUGAGCGAAUAACCUUUGGGUCCUGGCAUUCCAGCAGCACUUUAGAUGUACAGAAUACAAUGAUAGGCUUCUAUGUGGAGUGCUGUGCAAACAAUUCCGUUGGCGCAUCCUGCGUGAAGGGGUUCACUAACCAACAAGGAGCUGUUUCUUCCCUCCGAGAUAACAUUUCAUUCUAUGCAACUAUCGGAUUUUGCCUUCCAUUUAUAGCUGUUUUGCUUAUAUUUAUUUUUCAUAAAUACAAAAAGCAAUUUAGAUAUGAAAGUCAAAUGCAAAUGAUACAGGUAGUUGGUCCUUCAGAUAAUGAGUACAUCUACAUUGAUUUCAGUGAAUUUGAAUAUGAUCUCAAAUGGGAGUUUCCAAGAGAAAAUCUGGAAUUUGGGCAGGCACUCGGCUCUGGUGCCUUUGGAAAGGUUAUGAAUGCUACAGCUUAUGGAAUUAGUAAAACCGGGGAUUCAGUCCAAGUUGCAGUCAAAAUGCUGAAAGAAAAAUCUGACCCUUCCGAAGAAGAUGCUCUAAUGUCAGAACUCAAAAUGAUGACUCAUAUUGGAAGCCAUGAAAACAUUGUAAAUCUAUUAGGCGCUUGCACCAUAACAGGUCAUGUUCUCUAGACCUUUAAUCAUUCUUGUUGCUAUUCUAUGGACCUUCUCCAAUUUCUAAGGAAUAAGAGAGAAAAAUUUCACCGGACGUGGACAGACAUCUUCAAACAGCACAAUUUCAGCUUUUACCACAAUUUCCACUUGGACCAAAAUGCCAGAUUGGAUGAUUUUGGAGGUAUGCAGCUAAGGCGGGACUCAGAUUUGACCUCUGGAUCAAACUGGAUUACAUUGUAUUCUGAGGAAGAAGAAAUGAAAUAUAUCAACCGAAGGGUUUAUGAAGAGGAGGACUUCAAUGUGCUCACCUUUGAGGAUCUUCUCUGCUUCUCAUAUCAAGUUGCCAAAGGAAUGGAGUUUCUUGAGUCAAAAUCGUGCAUCCACAGAGACCUGGCUGCUAGGAAUGUAUUAGUGACUUGUGGCAAAGUGGUGAAAAUAUGUGACUUUGGCCUAGCUAGAGAUAUAAUGAAUGACUCUAACUACGUCAUCAGAGGCAACGCUCGGUUACCAGUCAAAUGGAUGGCUCCUGAAAGUUUAUUUGACAGGAUUUACACAAUUAAGAGUGAUGUCUGGUCUUAUGGAAUAUUACUGUGGGAAAUAUUCUCUCUCGGUGUGAAUCCUUACCCUGGAAUUCAGGUUGAUUCAAACUUUUACAAACUCAUUCAAAGUGGAUUUAAAAUGGACCAGCCAUUUUAUGCUACAGAAGCAAUAUACUUUGUAAUGCAGUCCUGUUGGGCACUGGACUCUCGAAAAAGGCCCUUCUUUUCACAGCUGCGUCCUCUCAUAGAACGUCAGCUGGUUGAUGCAGAAGGAGCGGUAUAUCAAAAUACGGAGAACAAUAUUUCUACAUACUCUUCCAAUUCCAAAACCAAAUCACGUGAAAGCAGGGAAGAUGAACCCUUUCCAUCCAGUGUUCCAUCCCAGGAUGAAGAUUCUGAGAUCAAAAAAUGACCUGGUUUCUGGAUUUUACCUAGAAAUUAAUAUAAGCUUUGUAUAUGAUUAAUGUUUUAUGUCACCACUCUAAGUAAACAGAUUAUUUGCUGCUGCUACAUUAGUGUUUCUUACAGGCAAUUCCAUCAUCCUCAUACCUUGCAGGGAAACUUUAUUCAAAUUCAUUAUUUUAAAUCCAAAAAUGCAUUUACCACAAGCUAGGAGCAGUAUGUAUUUUUAAUCAAUGACUUUUUGAUGCAUCUACAACUGAAAGCCACCAAGUAACAGCCUUAUGAAAGGCAUGACAUUCAAACUACUAUAUGCUGUGCACUGUAAGCAAACGUGGAAAUCUUAAGACAUUUUCAAACUUGCACGUUUAAAGUCAUACACCAGAAUCCUAAGGAUCUGAUUUUUCAGAAGUGCUGCUCACACACAGCUCCCAUUGCACUUGAUGAAGAUUGAGAGUACAGAGCAGCUAUGCAAAUCAGGCCACUUGGAUUUAAAGGCCUAACUUUAAACACCUGUGUUUGAAAAGAUUGGCUGUUAUUGCCAAGGACCUAAUAUGUUUUUCAGUAGUUCUGAUCAUUUGAUUUGGGAUCUUUUCAAUUUUAUAUUUCCUGUGAGAUGUACAGCUUGAAUUCUUAUACUUCUGUCAGGUGAACAACUUAAUAUUGAAUGAGGCGAUUCUUGAUAUUCAUUUAGAGAUAUAAUCAUCUCUAUGAUUCAGCAACAAUUCCAUUCCCAGGAGUUUAAACAAAAGUUAUGUCUAUAAUCCCACAGCACUGAAAUAAGAAUAUAGCUCUCUUCCUGUUUUCCUGCUUGCUUCUAAUGUGAUUGCUCUUGAAUAUAGAUUUGGAGAUUCAUUAUUUUUCUGCUGAUUUUAUGGGAUGUGUUGGUACAACUUCUAUGACUGCUAAUGAAAGAUGUGUACAUAGCUUUCAGUGAAUCAAGAAGAGACUAUGCUUCUCUAACCAUUUUUCUCCUUCUGCUUCACAAGAACUGCUAACUGCAUUCAGAACUUUCUUUGGUAACAUGAAUAGCUGUAUCAUUAUUUUGAUGAAAUGCUAUCCAAUAAA
Messenger RNA from Pelodiscus sinensis (Chinese soft-shelled turtle), 4129 nucleotides. NCBI's taxonomy places the organism in Eukaryota, Metazoa, Chordata, Testudines, Trionychidae. The record is from RefSeq and is a predicted model, not a curated record.